UUGGGAAUGUGAUAUUUCUUUGGUAUACAGUGGAUUGCUGUCUGCCGAUCAUUUCUACGGUAGUAGGCUAAUAAGGCUAUUAAUCUUGAUUUGUGGAUCAGUGGAUGCAAUGUCGAGUAAUAAUCAAGUUAACAUAAAAUGUGCAGCUUUAGCUAAAAUAGUGCUUCACUCUGCUCGAUGGAGCCACUUAGCUGUAAAUGGAGUUCUAUUAGGACCAUCAUUGGAUGCUGGGAAAACAUCUGAAUUGGAAAUAGUUGAUGCCGUUCCACUUUUUCAUCAGCAAUUGUCUCUGGCACCCAUGCUAGAUGUAGCCUUGAAUAUGGUGGAAACUCACUACAGAUCCAAGGGUCUUCAAAUUGUUGGCUAUUACCAGGCAAAUGAGCAUGUCAAAGAUGUGGUACCAGAUUUUGUUGCCAUGAAAAUCACAGAAAAGAUUGCUGAGAAUUAUGAUUCUGCUUGCUUGAUAAUGUUGGACAACCGCAAAGUGUGCCUACAGAUGGAGUCAAACCCACUUAUAGUGUCUCAAGUGACACAGGAUGGGAAAUGGAAGAAUAGAGACAAGAGUUGCGUUACUUUGGAGUCGAGGUCACUGAGCUCUGUGUCGGAGUUGCUGCAGAAACAAGUUCAUCAAGAGAUAGUGGACUUUGAUCUACACUUUGAUGAUAUCUCCUUCAACUGGACAAAUGCGCCCAUCAACGACCUGAUAAACUCCUUUGUUGCUGCGUAAUUUCAUCUCCAGUAAUUAUUAUUAUUAUUAACAUUAUUAUCCUAGCAUCAUUUCUGAGGGUAAGGUUUUAGUUACUGUUAAGUCCAACGUAUAUUUUCAUUAAUGUCGUUCAUCCAACGUCACAGCUCAUCAAAGGUGGUCAAGUUCUUACAUAUUUUUUUGAUAAAUUUGUUUUCAAUUCAGACACAGCCUUGUAUUAAUGAGUUAUGGGUAUAUUUAUGAACGCAAUAAAUGUUUGUGAACGCGAAAGACAUUUUGGUAAUCAACAUUGGACAUUUAAUUGUUUUAUUGAAAACAAAUUGAAAAGACAAGACUUCUAUCAAAAAUUGAAUUAUCAUUGCAAAAACUUUUUAAUACAUGUGAACUAUAUUUAUGUGAACCAUGCACUACCCACAUUCCAAUUGUUCUCAAUUCAAAUCAUAGUUAUUUCUUUUUUAAACUAAAGUUAGACAGCAUUUGUGAAGAACGUUUUAUUUAUGUUAUACUAUAUUUAUUAUACAGUAUAAUUAAUUAAAAUUUUCAAAUUUGUAAUAUCUCUGCAAAGACUUAGUAGUGCAGGUUUUAGAACCUAAUGCAAAUUAGAACCUCUGGAAUAAUAAAUUGUUGAACUUAUCAAAUCAUAAAAAAAUCACAGAAUCAUUUUACACAAAUUACAUCGUCUUGAAUUAGUCAUAGUUUGCCUAUGAAUUGUUCAUGAAAAUAUUGCAAUUGAUAACCAAUCAGUUGCUACCUGAAUGAAAUAAGCCAGUAUUCGGAGAUAAGUUAUAACCUGGCAAGUUUGACAGAAAAGCAAACAAAAUGCGAGCGAAUUUAAAUUAACUCGCUGUUGCAUGCGCACAACGCGUCACCUGUGACAUCUGCAAUUUUUUUACGUGUUUGAUAAUCACAUUUGAUCGGUAAUUGGAGGAUUACGUAUAAAUUUCCAGUAAUAAAUACUACAAAGUAUCGUCAUAUGAUUUCAAAUAUAUAUAAAUUUUUUAUUUGCUGCAACAUACGCAAUAACGUGGACACAAAAUAUUGCACUAAAUAUAAUGGUUUAGAAUGAGA
Molecule: messenger RNA, 1774 nt
Organism: Hyalella azteca
Lineage: Eukaryota; Metazoa; Arthropoda; Malacostraca; Amphipoda; Hyalellidae
Gene: EMC8-9
Product: ER membrane protein complex subunit 9
Exons: 5
Coding region: 110-727 (205 amino acids)
Cellular component (GO): EMC complex
Source: RefSeq, a predicted model, not a curated record